CUCCUCCCCGCUCUGCUGUCCAGACGCACACACUUCCCCCGAGGAGCGUCUGCAGUGUGCUGCCAGUCUGUGAGCUGGAGAGACACUCAGACGACACACACAAGAGGAAUCUUAAAAAACAAAACUUUGGUUGCAACUUUUUGUAUUUUUCCCGACUUUGGAUACAAGUGUGGGACCUACUUUUGCUUUUCUUAUUUCCUCUGAGGGUCUAGUUAUAUCCAGAGAGAGCUGCAAUGCUUCCAUUCUACCUCCUGACUUUUGCUGUCACCAUCCAAGCCCACAACCAGCUGCUGCCAGGCUCUUGCAACUUUGAGUCCAACACCUGCGGAUACACGUCAGAUGCAGACUUCGCGAGCUGGACUCUGCACAAAGAUGGUCGCUUUGUUGCAGUGGAGGCAGCCAUGAGUGAUGAGCAGGAUGCUGAAAUAGGUUCAGAUAACGGCCCACAGAGGGAGAUCAGAGGGGUCCUGCUGAGUCCGGCUCUGGAGCAAGGCGAGUGGAGCUGCCUGAGACUUGUCUACCAGAUCAUCGGGUCGGGAAGCCUGGAGGUCCUGCAGCGCACGGAGGGGAAGAGCUUUGACAGGCCGCUGUGGAGCAGCCAAUCGCCCUCUGACAGCUGGGUCAUCUCAAGCAUGGACCUGCAGAACAAUACAGAGCCGUACAGGGUUGUCAUCGAAGGUAAACCUGGAGGGAGCCCUGGGAGCAGCGUGGCCGUCUUUGAGAUCCACAUCAGCCCCGGAUACUGCCUGGAGUGUGAUUUUGAGGAGUCUCACCUGUGUGGAUACAGCAAUCAGUGGAACGCCAAUGUGAACUGGUAUGUGGGAGGAGGCGGGGCCCAGCUGCUUCACAACAACAUACCGAAUGACCACACGUACAACAACAGGACAGGUCACUUGAUGUACGUGGACUCCAUCUACGCCAAGACUUUCAAAGAAGUGGCCAAGCUGGUGUCCCCCAUGACGACGGUGCCGAUGUCCGGCUGCCUGAGCUUUCAGUACCAGCGGAGCGAGGAGGGAGGGAACCUGUUCUCUGUUUACACCAGGGACAAGCUGGGUCAGUACCAGGAGCUGUGGAGGGCGGAGACAGAAAGCCAGAACGAGUGGAGCGGGACACUGGAGGAAUGGAUCCCUGUGCAGGUGGACCUGAAGGCACCGUACUCUGUGCAGGUGGUCUUUGAAGUGUCCUUUAACAGUCCAAGAGGUGGACGUGUUGCAAUUGAUGACAUUUCCUUCUCUCCAGAGUUUUGCAGCAAAGACAGUGAGCCGACCUUUGACCCCUCCAUCGCCAACUGUGACUUUGAGUCCGGUAACUGCCGCUACACCCAGGACCAGGUGACGGGGUUGUUGUGGAGGAGAGUGUCUGUGAAGCCCAACAUAUUUAGGAAUGGAGACCACACCACAGGAGCAGGAUAUUUCCUGUUGGCUCACUCCCGGCUGAGCCCACGCUCUGGUUACGUUAGCCGUCUGAUCGGUCCAACUCUGCCCGGGAACAUGAAGUACUGCCUGAGAUUCUACUUCUCCCUGAGGGGUUUCAACCAGACGGACCAGGCUCUGACUGUGUAUCUGCAGCCGCUGCAGCAGAGCAGCAGCCAGGAGAAGAUCUGGACGCAGGGGGAGAGGUCCAGGGGAAUCUGGAUCACCACGGACGUCACCUUCCAGACAUCACAGCCUGCCAAGGUGGUUUUCGUCAGCACCUGCAGGAGCUUCUGGGACUGCGGCUCCGUGGCUUUGGACGACAUCAGUAUGAGCCUCGGGGACUGUGAGCUGACAACAGGUUUGUUGUCGUCGUCUCUACCAGGACACUGUGACUUUGAAGCGGGCCUGUGCGGUUACACUCAGGACAAGCAGAACGACGGGGCUGACUGGGAGUGGAGGAGAGGGCCCACCCCGACCUCAUACACCGGGCCAAGAGGAGACCACACCACGGGACUCGGAUAUUACCUGCACAUGGAGGCGUCGCCCAUGCUGCCUGGUCAGAGUGUCCGGCUGCUGUCCCGACCUCUGAGGGGCUCCAGGGGGCCUCAGUGUCUACGCUUCUACUACCACAUGUACGGCUCAGGCACAGGUCAGCUCAGCGUCCACCUCCAGAAAGACGGAGAGGAUGUGUUGCUGUGGCAACUGAGCGGCGAGCAGAGCGUCGCCUGGCUGAGGGCCACAGUGGAGUACCAGAGUGACAGCCAGCAUCAGAUUGUGUUUGAAGCGACCAGGGGUACAUCAGUAAGGAGUGAUAUCGCCAUUGAUGACAUUAUCUUGGAAGGCGGACCUUGCCCAGCGAUGGAGAUCAAGGCCCCCGUACUAACCUCCAAUGAGAUCGAGUAGAAGGCCGGAGGAAAUCAGCUGCGUAGGAUGCAUGAACCCGUUUAUUUUUGCACAUUACAGACUCCUGACUCCUGCGGAUCAAUCUGAACAUGCAGGAUUGUGGGUAAAAGGAAACUUUUCACGUAGUUUUUUUUUCAUGGAGCAACACAUAUCAGUUGUGUCAUAGUCAGUAUUUCUCUCUUCACUGUAGUAGCAGAGAGUGUGUUUAACUGUGUUUCUCUUCACAUUUAUAUGCAUUAGAUUAAUGCUCAUUGCUUAAAUAAAACAAGAAGGUUAUUCA
Molecule: messenger RNA, 2598 nt
Organism: Epinephelus moara (kelp grouper)
Lineage: Eukaryota; Metazoa; Chordata; Actinopteri; Perciformes; Serranidae
Product: MAM domain-containing protein 2-like
Exons: 15
Coding region: 234-2318 (694 amino acids)
Biological process (GO): nervous system development
Cellular component (GO): membrane
Source: RefSeq, a predicted model, not a curated record